Orycteropus afer afer is the source of this 1101-nucleotide messenger RNA. RefSeq names its product actin like 8 (gene ACTL8). NCBI's taxonomy places the organism in Eukaryota, Metazoa, Chordata, Mammalia, Tubulidentata, Orycteropodidae. Bases 1 to 1101 code for a protein of 366 amino acids. Gene Ontology annotation, cellular component: striated muscle thin filament; stress fiber; actin filament. The record is from RefSeq and is a predicted model, not a curated record. Gene Ontology annotation, biological process: skeletal muscle thin filament assembly. The transcript has 2 exons.
AUGGCCUCAAGAACCAUUAUCAUUGACCAUGGGUCUGGCUUUCUGAAGGCUGGUUUGUCAGGUUGGAAUGAACCCCAGAUGGUUUUCCCGAGCAUCGUAAACUACAUACCAUGCCAGGAGAACCCUGGUCCCAGCUACGCCCGGAGACGCGUGAGUCUGGGCAUCGACAUCUUCCGUCCAGACACCUUCAGCUACCCCAUAGAGCGUGGCCGUGUGCUCAAUUGGGAAGGCGUGGAGCACAUCUGGUCAUUUAUCCUGGAGAAGCACAGACAGGAGCAUGAAGACUCUCCAGUGUUGAUCACAGAGAGCCCCCUAAGGGAGCCUUCAGACCGUCAGAAGACCCUGGAGAUUAUGUUCGAACUCCUGGAUGUUCCCUCUGUCCUCCUGGCUGACCAGCUGGAGAUGUCACUGUAUUCCUCUGGCCUCCUGACCGGCGUGGUGGUUGAUUCUGGAUAUGGCCUGACCCGUGUGAAGCCUUUCCACCUGGGUCUCCCGUUGCCCUCAAGCUGUAAGACAGUAGAGUUUGCUGGCCAGGAUCUCUCUGCCUAUCUCUUUAAGAGCCUCUUUAAGGAAGAGUGUGACCAACACAACCUGUUUCAGCUGGAGACGGUCGCCACGACACAGAUGAGCAAGUGCUAUGUGCCACAGAAUUUGGCAGAGUCGCUGGAUCUUUGUCAGAGCCUGCCCAGUGGCUCUGACGAGAGCAACAGCUACCUGCUCCCCGACGGCACCCCAGUGGAGCUGACACCCAUGCAGCGGCUUGCUCCUGAGAUGUUCUUCAGUCCCCAGGUGUAUGACCUGCCAGGGCCCAGCAUCUCUCAGGCCUUCAUGGAAGCUAUGGAGACCUGUGACACCUCGAUUCACCCGUUGCUGAUGUCCCAUGUGAUGGCCUGUGGGGGGAACACCCUAUACCCUGGUUUCACCAACCGCUUGUACAAGGAGCUGACCACUGAUCACUUUUCGUGCACUAAGCCCACGGUCUGGGUUGGUUCCGGUCGCAACUUUAGCGUCUGGCUAGGAGCAUCUGUAGUGGCUCAUCUUUCUAGUUACAGGUCCCAGUGGAUGACCAGAGAGGAAUAUGAUGAAAGCCUGAGGCUGUGA